AAUGUACUUGUUCACUGACAUGAUUUCAUUGAUCAUAAAAUUUAAAUUCUGGAAAAGUUUCGUUACCUAAGAUUGAAUAUGUUAAAGCUGUGAAAUGCGAAAGUUGUUAAAUAAUUUUAAGGGGAAAACACGGCAUAAUUUGGUAACGUUUUUCAAAUUGAGAUCAACAAUGGAUCCCCUCCAAUUUGGAAUCCUGUGGAGAUUAUUCAAAUGCUCUAUUAAUCCCCGAUUAAUCCCAGCGUGUCAACCAAAUUCUCAUCUUCAUCCAAAAAAAAAAUUGUCUUUAGACAGUAAGUACUUUUAAAUUUUUCAGGGUUAUGACAUGAUCACUUACUAUUCCAUGAUAGUGAACAGAAAACAAAGAAAUAUAUUUCAAUGGCACUGAUGGGUAUGUGGUUGAAAUUUGCACGAUCAAGAGCGAGUUUCCUUACUUCCACAUCGACUUCAUCAUCCAUUUUGUGUUUGUGUAAAUAUGUUCCUGGAAAAACUUUCUCCACCUACCAGAGAUCAAAUGGAUUUUCGAGGAAAAAACAAGUAUUUAUUCUCUUAGCUGCAGGCAUUGGUGGUGGUUUUCUCUACAGUUGGAGUAAGAAACUUGAAAAUACAUAUCUUGACCACGAAAUGAAAGAAUUGGAUGAACUCAUUCACUUUGCUCAAGAAUCUCAGAGCAAUAAAAGUCGGACAGAAUAUUCCAUUCAACUUUAUAUGAAAGCAUUGCAAAGAGUAAAGACACUUAUUGAAUCAGAAGUUAAAUCUCAACGCAGAAUGAAUAUUUUGACGACCAAGUUCGUUUACAUUAUUGAUCAGUUAGCGAAUCUUUUCAAUAAAACGGGAAAGUUAGAUGAAGCUGAAGACUAUUACAAGCAAACAGUUCAAGCCUUGAUCCAUCACGGCACAGCUAAGGAUGACGAUGCCAUUGUUGAAAUUUCUUUGAAACUAGCUAGCAUAUAUGCUCAACAGAGAAGACGUGAACUUGCAGAAAACGGUUUUAAUUGGUGCAUUGAUACUUUGCGACAGAAAAAGCACCGUUCACAAAACUUCGAUAUAAACAGUGCUGCACUUCUUGGCAUCUGUCUGGAAAGUUACGGCAAAUAUCAAAUGGUUGAAGGUGAUCCUACUCGGGCUGUUUUGGUUUUCACUGAAGCACUAGACCUAUCAAGGACAGUGUUUGGACCAAAUAAUGAACAGGUUGCUCUUUCCCUAAAUAAUCUGGCUGUUGCUCAUAACGAAACAGGAAGUGUAGAAUACGCAAAGGAAUUACUUAACGAAGCUAUAGAUCUUGCUAUUAAAGUGAACUAUGUCGAUCUAUGGUCAUUGCACUACAAUUUGGCUAAUGUUUUAUCACAGAAUGGAGAAUUGGAUUAUGCUAAAACUGAGUUCAAGAAAGCAGUAGAGUUUUGUCAAGAUGAAGAUACUAAAAAAAGAAUAGAAGCUGAAUUGAAAGACGUAGCCUAAUUUGAGAAAAAAUGGGAUUUCAAAAAUUAACAUUUUUAUCAAAAAUAUGGUGAAAUUAAUUAUUGUAUAAAGACUCUUCUAUUCAAUCUUUUCAACUCUUCUCUUCUUCACAAUAUUUUCGAAGUCUUUAGUGGGUCUAAACUCCAUAACGUAUUUAAUGAUGAUUAUACUAGGCCAAACGAUGUAAAAUGUGCUUGCAAACACGAAUAUUAUCCAGAAA
Messenger RNA from Xenia sp. Carnegie-2017, 1675 nucleotides. RefSeq names its product tetratricopeptide repeat protein 19, mitochondrial-like. Gene Ontology annotation, molecular function: protein binding. The transcript has 9 exons. Bases 376 to 1455 code for a protein of 359 amino acids. Gene Ontology annotation, biological process: mitochondrial respiratory chain complex III assembly. The record is from RefSeq and is a predicted model, not a curated record. NCBI's taxonomy places the organism in Eukaryota, Metazoa, Cnidaria, Anthozoa, Malacalcyonacea, Xeniidae. Gene Ontology annotation, cellular component: mitochondrial inner membrane.